UACCCGACACUUAGUCAAUGCACCGAGGGACGGUUAACUGAGCGUGCUAUAUUUUAUAUUUGAAAUGACAUGCAUUUGCUCCGUUUUAGACCGACUGAAAUGUGACAAAAAGGGCGCUCUUAAAAUCGGUUCUAUAAUUUCGAAAGUUUUUCUGUUAAUCGUACUAUUGUCCGUGGUGAUAAUGGUAUGGACGAUGCCGGAUAUUCAAAAAAUCGAUGGGAGCACUCAUAUUUGUUUGAAAUUUGACGGUGGCGUACUUUGCAAGGAAACCUCAUCAACAUUAAAGAGUUUGUUGGAAAAUGAAGUACCUCAAGUAUACACGGAAACUGCAGAACAAGAUGCUUCAGAUACAAAGAAAUACUUCAACGAUACUGUACAAAUAGAAUUGAAAAAUGACUACCUAGCAUCAAUUCCAGACAUGAAACCCGGUGCAAAGAUUGUUGGAUUACUCACAAACAAAAUGACAGGCUUGGAAACAAAGAAAUCAGGGGAGAUGGAAACAGUAGUGUCUUGGUUCAACGGCAGAGAUUUAGACUACACUACCGGCUUCAUGAGAUUCGGAGUCAGAUACCAGAAUGGUCGACUUAUUGUACCUCUUACGGGCACAUACAACAUUUACUCCUUCCUUAUUCUAACAGAAGACAUUGACCCCUCAGAGAUAAAAAAUGAGAACACCAAUGGAAAACUAGUUAUUCAUGCAAUGUACAAAUACAAUGUCAAACUCGGACAUGACGUGGAACUGGCGUCUUCUGUCCAAACACGCCGGCAGGCGACGCACAGAAAUUUCAACGCGUUCAAUUCAUACAUCUCAACAUUGGUAAAUUUAGAAGCCGGGGAUGAAAUUUCUGUCAAAAUUAGCGAUAUUUCACUAACAUCAUAUCCAGGCGAUAACGUUUUUGGUCUACACAUGAUCUGACUAGCGAUCCACAGUCGUCCACUCCAUGGAGCUGCGUGCACGUCGCGUGGAUGCUAAAGACCGAAGGUUCCACAGUCCAUUUUUAUUGAACCGGCAGGAUUCAUAUUUUAACAUUCUUACCGAAACACAACUUUCAUUUUCAUGAUUUAAAUGAAAGUUACAGGAUUUGAUCAAUAAGUUUCACAGUAAACAAAGAAGACUAAGAAAUUUUCCUAGCAUUCGAUAAAUUAUCAAAUAUAUUAACUUCUUAAAUGGAGAUGUGAGUUAAUCAUACAUUUGAAACUUGGGGUCAUGAUUAUUAAGAAAAAACACUAUAAACAAUGUCAUCUUUUUAUCAAAAAGGAUAUAGAUUGUGUGUGUGAACAACCGAGGUUUUUAUAAUUGCACAUAACUUAAACAAACUUAACAAUUACCAUUUAUAUAAUGUUUUGUAAAAAUGACGUAAUUUUGAGGAAUUGUAUAUGAAUCUAGCUUAUAUUACUCAUUGAGGAAUACAUUUUUUUUAAAUUAAUAAUAAUUAGAAUGUAUAUGUAUUCAUGUUUGUAGUAUCACUGUAUAUUGAAAUUGCAAAUAUUGGCUCAUCGUUAUAAGGUAAAUAAUGAUAAGCGACCGAAACCAA
Molecule: messenger RNA, 1535 nt
Organism: Dreissena polymorpha
Lineage: Eukaryota; Metazoa; Mollusca; Bivalvia; Myida; Dreissenidae
Exons: 4
Coding region: 65-916 (283 amino acids)
Biological process (GO): immune response
Cellular component (GO): membrane
Molecular function (GO): tumor necrosis factor receptor binding
Source: RefSeq, a predicted model, not a curated record